ACAUAACUCAAGGAUUAUGAACGGAAAAACUACAAUUCCAUCAGAAAUGCGUUAAAGACCGCCUACUCUCUAAACCAGGUUCCCAGCAUUGCGUUUAAAGACCACCAAAACUACCUUCCCCCCAGAACUUGCGUUAUAAAUUCAUCUUCAACUCGGACCAUCCUCCCAAAUAAAUGCGUUAAAAGCGUCCGAGCGUGCGCACAAGACGCGAUAGAGUCGGAUGAAUAGCAAUUUAUUGAAAGGAAAAAAAAACCUGGGUGGGGAUAGAGGAGUGGGGGUGAGAGAGACGGUGGGAAGCAGAAUUCAUUUUCUUUCCUUGGACUGUGGGAACUGAGCAGAUCGCAUCAUAACUGGGGGGUCAUUUACUAUUGUAAAGUAUAGGAGCAGCUUUUCUAAUCUAAGCCGCGGCGCUUAUGCACCUUGACAAGUCGCCUGACAGCAGCAAUGGAACCGUAGAAAGCCGUUAUAAAAAUAAAUAAAAUCAGACUAAAUACACUAACGGACAGAGAGCGACACAUCAGCGCGGAAUAAACAUGGAAAAUCUGUGACCAGGAGCAAACACGAAAAGGAUUUAACACUUCAUAAAGCCCCUUAGGCUUGAUUUUAAAACACCCGGUUUCCAUUCGAAAGGGAUUUAUCUUUUUUUCCUGAGCUUUUUGAUACACCGAUGAAGUCAAGCAUGGAUGGCAGACAGACGUGGGUCUUCUCCGGGUACCGCGGCUUGCUGAUGCUGUCAGCCUCCUUGGUUCUGCACUUGAUGGCAUUUUGCGCACAUGGGAGCUCCAUAAGGACCAAUGACACCGAGGCUCCCAACAGGUUGAACUCGUCCUCAGCUUCGCCCCCUAGUGGGCAGCAGAUGGACUUGACCCUGGGGGUCGCAGGCUCUGCCCCUCCCAUCGCCCCAUUGCACAAGCCACAAGGUAGCAGCGACCUGGGCAGUGGCAUCAGCCAGGAUUCAGCAGAGCUGGACCAAGUUCUGGAUGCAGGAGUCAACACUCUAUUCCUCCCUCCGCCGCGCCCUGGUAUUGGUACCAAGGUCAAGCUGGACUUCCAGGACAUGGACGAGCACCAGCACCAGCAGCACACGGACCCUCCCUGGCUCGCGGCCCGGCCCGGCCCAGUCGUGACUGCCACUGUGACCCCGACGACAGCAGCCACCUCUGCCAUGUUGGACCUGGAUCUCCAGCCUGCCACCACCGCAGUGACCGAGCCUCCAGGUCAGUCCCCCACGCAGCCGGACGUGGUCACCGUGGAAUUCUGGGACCUCGGCUCACAUCACCGGCACCUGGAGACUGAUUCCAUCACCGAAUCUGCAGCCAAUCAGCUACAGGCAGGCGGCACCACCUCCUGGGCCAUGUUUGACAACUACGACUACCUCACACCCAGUGACCUCCUGGAUGAGAAGAACGAAGUGCUCACAGAUACAAGCGAUAGUACCACCGUGGAAGAUCAAGACAUCAUGAUCUCCACCACCACCAGUAGUUCCUUCGACUACCAUGCCGUGAGCUCCACCGUACCCGAUGACGCAAUGAUCAGCGGGCCUCAUGAAGAUGAACAGCCGCCUCCAGCCCCAGGAUUGGUGGACUCCGUCAACGGGUCAGGCUGCGGGCCCGGGUACACGCGCCACAAUGCCACCUGCCGCUCGCUCUGCGACUUCCUUCCCAGCUACUGCUUCAACGGGGGGCAGUGUUACCUAGUGGAAGGGACGGGGGCUUUCUGCAGGUGCAGUGUACAGGACUACAUCUGGCACAAAGGCUCCCGGUGCGAGUCGGUGGUGACAGAGUUCCAGGUGAUGUGCAUGGCAGUGGGUGUGGCUGCGCUCACGGUGCUCCUCCUCUUCAUGGUCACCGUGUGCUUUGCCAAGAAGCUACACCUGCUUAAGAUGGAGAACCGCAAGCUGCGGAGGCGCAGUAAGUAUCGUCCUGCCUCGGAGCAGCACAAUGAUAAUUUCUCAUUGUCCACCAUUGCUGAGGGCUCCCACCCAAAUGUAAGGAAACUUUGUGACACGCCUCCCAACCCUCCUAAUGUCCGUGCUUUGGCUUACUAUGAUAACAUUAUCUGUCAGAAAACCAUGAACAGAUACACCUGGGAGUGUAAGACCAAAGAGGAGCCCGACGGCGAGCCAUAUGGCGUGCUGCUGCCGUCAGUACAGAGCCCUGCCCAGUGUCUCCAUGGCGACCAUAUGAAGUACAGUCACCUGGGAGACGUACACACAGAGACACAAGCGAUCCUCACCUCCACGGAUGACCCGAAUGCCCAGAACAAGCUGGAGGACCCCGUGAAGGUGCCUCCGCCUAAGGAGGACGAGUCUCUCAAUAUCCAGAACUCGCUCACCCCCAAGCACGAGAAUAACAAGGUGGUGGGUGAGGAGGAUUCGGCGGAGGUGAACUCCCUGCAGAACAAUAUGAUGUAGUGCCAGCGGUGCUGUCCCUCUAGCUCCACCCACAUCCUGCCUAUGCCCCACCUACACCCCACCCAUGCCCCACCCACACCCCAUCCAUGCCCCAC
Messenger RNA from Brienomyrus brachyistius, 2508 nucleotides. Its product is annotated as chondroitin sulfate proteoglycan 5-like. Gene Ontology annotation, biological process: nervous system development. The coding region runs from base 668 to 2413 and encodes 581 amino acids. NCBI's taxonomy places the organism in Eukaryota, Metazoa, Chordata, Actinopteri, Osteoglossiformes, Mormyridae. The record is from RefSeq and is a predicted model, not a curated record. The transcript is spliced from 7 exons.